Messenger RNA from Microthlaspi erraticum, 285 nucleotides. The record is from the annotation of a GenBank genome assembly. NCBI's taxonomy places the organism in Eukaryota, Viridiplantae, Streptophyta, Magnoliopsida, Brassicales, Brassicaceae.
AUGGCUGGUAGUGAAUUUCACUCCGCGCCUGAGCCCAUUACAAACAUAGUUCUGGUGGGAAGUACUGGUAAUGGAAAAGCGCCACUGGGAACAGCCUGCUUGGUGAAAAACUGUUCAUCUCCAAAAUAUGGGGAGGAAGUGUUACCACAAGAUGUAUUCGGAGCUUAUGGCGAAGGAGGACCGGAGGUGAUGAUCGGAGAUGGACCAGAAGGAGAUCGGAGUAAUCGGAUGGCAAAACAAGCAAGACGGAACAGAGCCUUGAGCAAAAGGAAACAGAGUGCUUGA